Molecule: messenger RNA, 671 nt
Organism: Podarcis raffonei (Aeolian wall lizard)
Lineage: Eukaryota; Metazoa; Chordata; Lepidosauria; Squamata; Lacertidae
Gene: LAMTOR2
Product: late endosomal/lysosomal adaptor, MAPK and MTOR activator 2
Exons: 4
Coding region: 98-475 (125 amino acids)
Biological process (GO): cellular response to amino acid stimulus; positive regulation of TOR signaling
Cellular component (GO): Ragulator complex
Molecular function (GO): guanyl-nucleotide exchange factor activity; molecular adaptor activity
Source: RefSeq, a predicted model, not a curated record
CAAUUCCCAACAUGCCCCGGAGUUAUUUCCUUGUUGGGUCAGCUGAUGCGAGGCUUCGCCCUGCUUUGCGAGGGGAGCGUCUGGCUAGAAGGUUGUGAUGCUGCGCCCCAAGGCCCUCACGCAGGUGCUGAGCCAGGCGAACACGGGAGGAGUCCAGAGCACUCUCCUUCUGAACAAUGAGGGCUCUCUCCUUGCAUAUUCUGGUUACGGAGACACAGAUGCCAGAGUCACAGCUGCCAUCGCCAGCAAUAUCUGGGUGGCUUAUGACAAGAACGGGCACCAAGCGUUCAAUGAGGAUAACUUGAAGUUCAUCCUAAUGGACUGUAUGGAGGGGCGUGUUGCCAUCACCCGCGUUGCCAAUCUGCUCCUGUGCAUGUACGCGAAAGAGACGGUGGGAUUUGGCAUGCUGAAAGCCAAGGCUCAAGCUCUGGUCCAGUACCUCGAAGACCCGCUCACCCAGGUGGCUGCCUCCUGAGCAGGUGAUGGAGGCCAAAGGCGAGGCCGACCUGCUGCACCCGUUUCCUGAGUUUCAGAACAAGCUCUUGCACCGAGGUGACCCUGUGGACUCUUACUUCUCUGCAGCCUUGAUGAGCGCUGGGCGCAGGCACUUGAGUGUGUUUCAGGAAAAGGAAAAUGGCAGUGGGAGGGGGAAAUAAAAAAGCGUGUUCUUA